Messenger RNA from Capsella rubella, 261 nucleotides. RefSeq lists its product as uncharacterized. The record is from RefSeq and is a predicted model, not a curated record. The coding region runs from base 1 to 261 and encodes 86 amino acids. The transcript is spliced from 2 exons. Lineage: Eukaryota; Viridiplantae; Streptophyta; Magnoliopsida; Brassicales; Brassicaceae.
AUGAGAAGUGAGACGAGCAGAUUUCUGACUAUCUUCUUGAUCAAGGAGAUUAUACACCUCAGAGAGAGAUGGAAGUUCAAAGAGAAAUCGAAGGCUAUGAAAAAGAAGGGUAAUGGCGUGGCGUGUGGGAAGCGAGUACUGUGGAUGGAGACAGCAACAAGCAUUUGCCAUUUGCAUUGCUCUCUCAAACACGAGACGUCGCCGCUCACUGACAAAUCCUCACCGGAGCGACAGCGACUCUUCUUUCUUCUUUCUUUUUAA